AUGCACCGUGUGCUCGCCACCCAGACCGCCACGAACCCGAGCCACAAGCUGCAUCAGAGCCGGCCGCGCGAGGAAAGCAGGGACUCGAGUCACCAUGGCGGCGGCGGCGGCAGCAGCGGCAGCAGCAGCAGCAGCAGCAGCAAUGAGGGCGGCAGCUGGACCGGAGAGGACGAGGCCCGGUCCACGGUCCUGAACCGCGGGCUCGCGAUGGACAAGUAUAUACGCGGCUCGUGCCUGGGCAACGGCGGAUGGAGCUGGGUGUACAAGGUGCUGCGGGUGGCGGAUGGGCGCGUCUUGGCUGGCAAGGCGUCGGAGGCGGUGGCCAAGAUGAGAAAGGAAUCGGACAUCCUGCAGUCGCUGAAGCACCCUCAUAUUCUCAAGUUCAUCGACUGGCACGGGGAGCCGGGCAACGCGGCGGCAACGCUCCUCAUCACCGAGCUCUGCAGGCACGGGACGCUGCAGACGCGCAUCGACCACGCGUCGCCCAGCAUGGAUCGCGGGGAGAUUCUCCUGGCGGUGCGGCAAGUGGGCGACGCGCUGGCGUACCUGCACUCGCGACGACUCUUCCACACGGACGUCAAGGCGCGCAACAUACUGGUCCGAGGGCUGAGCCCGCUCGACGUGGUGCUGGCCGACUGCGGCGACGUGCGCAGGGUCCAAGAAGCACAGCACCAGCACCAGCACCAGCACCAGCACCAGCAACGGCGGCGUCGGCGAGGCGGAAGAAGCGCAAACGACACGCCGCUGGGCGGCACGCCGUCGUACUACUCGCCCGAGAUGGUGCGGCGCAACAGGCACGUCGGGCCGGGCGACGACGUGUGGGCGCUGGGCGUGACGCUGCUCGGAAUGGUGGCGCAAUGGCCUGUCCUGCGGCGACACGACAAGGAGGAGCUGAGGGCGUACCCGGGCCGGUGCGCGGCUCAUGCGCGCACGCUGCUGGCGCUGAACCCGCGGCACGACCUGGUGCUGCUGCUGGCGCGCAUGCUCGAGGGCGACGAGGGCGCGAGGGCGGCGGCGAGGGAGUGUGCCGACGUGGCUGGACGGUUGUUGCUGCUGGAGCGGGAGCGGGAGGCGGACGGGGAGUUGGGCAUUGAGUCGCCUGCCGACUUUCGACCGAUAUCCUUCUGGUAG
Messenger RNA from Hirsutella rhossiliensis, 1131 nucleotides. Its product is annotated as kinase. Gene Ontology annotation, biological process: protein phosphorylation. Bases 1 to 1131 code for a protein of 376 amino acids. The transcript has 2 exons. Lineage: Eukaryota; Fungi; Ascomycota; Sordariomycetes; Hypocreales; Ophiocordycipitaceae. The record is from RefSeq and is a predicted model, not a curated record. Gene Ontology annotation, molecular function: protein kinase activity; ATP binding.